Molecule: messenger RNA, 1818 nt
Organism: Aspergillus nomiae NRRL 13137
Lineage: Eukaryota; Fungi; Ascomycota; Eurotiomycetes; Eurotiales; Aspergillaceae
Product: exonuclease V
Exons: 2
Coding region: 1-1818 (605 amino acids)
Biological process (GO): interstrand cross-link repair
Cellular component (GO): nucleus; mitochondrion
Molecular function (GO): single-stranded DNA 5'-3' DNA exonuclease activity
Source: RefSeq, a predicted model, not a curated record
AUGAAAGAUACAAUCUCCGACAAUAGCAGCGAUUACGGAUCCGACUUCACACCGGAUGAAGAAGAAAUCUUGAACGAACUACUCACCCAAGCCGUCACGGAACACGCGGCUCUCCACGCGACACCACCGCCCCAACCAUCGAUAACCACUCCAACCGCGAAGGAGACAAACCGCGCCAUAGGCGACAUCGAAGACUGCCAUGUCGCUCCAGCGAGUCCUCGGACGCCCAAGGUAUUGGGGAGGCAAAAGCCUGUAUGGCAGAUUUCGAGGACUUGGCGGAGUCCCGCUGCGGGGAGAGCAGGUCAGAUGGCGAGCAAUGGCGGCGCCGCGUUUGAGCAUCCGGAUUCUACUGAGGGCCGGACGAAGCAGCGCGAGAGGGAUAUAGCUCGUGAGAGAGAAUGGACUACCGGUGCUACGGAUCCUGCUGCAGAUGACCGGUCGCCGAUCGAGAGGUUUCGGAAACCGCCUAAUAAAGCGUUUUCGGUCACGGAUUUGAUUUCGCCGGCGUGGUGCGAGUUGCAGUAUUGGUAUACGUUGACUAAGUUUGGGAGGAAGAGGAGAACUGCAGCGAUGAAGAAGGGGACUACGAUACAUAAGACGUUAGAGGAUGAGAUUUAUAUGACGGUCCCGGUGGAGAUUACAACUAAAGAAGACGCGCUGGCGCUGAGGAUAUGGAAUAUCAUACAAGGGUUGCGGACAUUGAGGGAGUAUGGUAUGACUCGGGAGCUGGAGGUAUGGGGGCUGGUGGAUGGCGAGCUGGUGAAUGGAGUCAUUGAUCAGCUCUCCUACGAGUGUCCGGACCCAGAGCUUGAAGCGACGGCCGCGUCGUACUAUGCCGACGUGGAGGCGUCGAGGGCUGUGCUGCCCGAGUAUCAAAUGUCGCUUUCGGAUUACCUGUUGUCGCCAUCGCAGGGUGGCAAACGGCUCUCUGACCUUUCCUGGAAUGGCGAGGAAGAAGAAAGCCUAGAUGACUCCGGAAUCGGCAGUGAAUCUUCCUCAGAGGCUUUCAAUUUGCCCCGAAUAUACAUGACAGACAUCAAGACCCGAGCUAGUGCCUCCGUUCCCACUGUGAAGAGUUCGUCGUUCCGGCCGACACUGCUUCAACUUCAGAUGUAUUAUCAUAUGCUCAAUCGGCUUGCUACCAGUGACGAUGUGUCCAUCGAACUACUUGCCUCGCGCUAUGACCUGGAUCCCACGCGCCCGUUCACCGCCACCUUUAUAGCCGAAGUAGGCGGUCUCAAUGACCAAUUCUUCGAUACAUGCUCCUCGCCAGAGUCUGAAUCUGACUUCACUCUCACUCCGGAAGAUGCGGCUGGACAACGCGCAUCGCAAGGGGCGGACUCUACACCCCCUGGCAGCCAGGACUCGACCAGUAUUCUUCUUGCGCACAACGACCUGACCAGCCUCUGGAAGCUAAUGAAAGACCAACUCCGGCUCACCUUCCUCCCACCCGCUCAUUCGACACCAGUCUCUGUGGCACCCUCGAUCCCUUCUGAGUUUCAGCCGGGCUUACUUGAGCCUUAUCCGACCGUGCUAUCGCCUCUUCUUACCGCGCGAUACCUGUCAUCAGCCCCAACCACCGAUGCACAGUCGCGGGUGCUGGGCAGCCGGUCUUUUCUCUUUGACCCUACGACGAUGACAGCCUAUCUAUCUGAUCAGAUGGAAUGGUGGCGUGGCGAGCGUAACCCACGAGGUGUCGAAGUCAUGGAUGCGUGGAAAUGCCGGAUCUGUGAGUUCCGCGACGAGUGUUCCUGGCGUCAAGAGCGCGAAGUGGCUUUCACGAAGCGAAGGAGAAGAUCGUCUUCGCUGGCUGUCUAA